This is a messenger RNA of Linum trigynum, 1783 nucleotides long. The record is from the annotation of a GenBank genome assembly. Lineage: Eukaryota; Viridiplantae; Streptophyta; Magnoliopsida; Malpighiales; Linaceae.
CUUUUGCUCUGAACUUUGGUUUUAUCGAUCACCAUCUCACCAUCUAUAUAUAUGCUCCUCACCUUCUGAUCACUGGUAUAAACCUCAAGCACAGAAACAUAGAAGCAUCUCUCCCUCUCUCACCAUAUCUACUUAGAAGCUCCAUUGCUUGAAGGUACUUCCUUUACUCAACCCUCUCUUCUUCAUCUUCUUCUCCCUUUAGUCUAAUAUUUUGCAAGUUGAUUGAUGUGAAGACUUGACUAUAGGUGAAAGAUGACCAUUCUAUCUGAACCAGAUACAAUCACUAUGGCCAUGGGAAGUAUCGGUCUCCCAGAAGCAUCUGCUCAACUAGAAGAUGGCAAGGUCGACGACAAUUCUCUAUGGUCCCUCACGCUAAACGAAAUUGAGCUCAAAAGCGGGAAAGCCUUUGGGUCCAUGAACAUGGACGAAUUCCUGUCCAACUUGUGGAACACCAAUGCAGAAGACACAACUCAAGUUCUGCAGCCACAAUCAAACCCUGAUAACAAUCCGUUCGACGAUAAAUCGAGUCAGCAGCAAACACAUCAGCAGCAGCAGCAGCAGCAGCAGCAGCAGCAACAGAGUUCCUUAAUCUCCAUUCCUUCCCCACUCUGCAAGAAAACUGUGGACGAAGUGUGGUCAGAGAUCCAGAGAGAGCAGCAGCAGCACCACCAUUUCUCCAGUCACUUGAAACCAGCAGACAGCACCAAUGUGAUCCCCCAUGGGAGGCAACAGUCCUUAGGAAACAUGACAUUGGAGGAAUUCUUGGUACAGGCAGGUGUAGUCCAAGAAGCUGCUGCAAAAUUACCACCAAGAAGUAGCACUAAUUCUACUUCACCAUCAUCAUCAUCAUCUACAGUAGUGCUGCAUCAGCUGAAACUGGAGACACCAUCUUCAUUAGGGUCUUCUUUUCAUGGUCUGAAUGGGAACUUCUCGAGCGUGACCGGAUGCUUUGGUUCGUACCACAUGAUGAUGAACCCUAGCAAGGGUUAUGUGGGGGAAGCAUCGUCGAGUGAUCAGUUCAGCAGAAUCAUCGACGGGCCGCCGGAGGUUUUGGUGGAGAGGAGGCAGCGUAGGAUGAUCAAGAACAGAGAAUCUGCAGCUAGAUCGAGGGCUAGGAAACAGGCGUAUACAAUGGAGCUGGAGCUGGAGCUGAAUUAUCUCAAGGAGGAUAACAGCAGGCUGAAGCAGAUUGUGCAGGAGAUCGAGGAGAAAGCCAGAGAGAAGAUUACGAGGAUGAAGAAAGAGGGAACGCGGCAGAACAAGAAGACCGAUAAGCUAAGGAGCAUAAGGAGGACAACAAGCAUGAGUUGGUGAAUGCUACAAUGGAGACUAGUUAUGGAUAUCUUACAUCUUAGUUAUACUACUACUUAGAAUAAAUGUCAUGGAUAGGCAAAACUUGUCAUGUGUAAACAUCCAAUGUGUGAGUGAGGUUAGUAGUUUUUGUCUAGAUGACCUACCUUGCUUGCAAAGUAUGUGAUGUAUGCAAUAAGCUAUAUAUAAGUCAUGAGAUUGAAAGGUGCUUAAUGGGGAUACAAGAUUGUUGUUGGUAGUUUUGCAGGAAUAUCGUUUUGUCUCGUCUGCACAGUGUCUUAUGUUAUUCCGAACUCGAAUAGUUUCGUCAUUGCUCCUGCCUCUCAACUAGCAGCCAACGCGCGUCGUUCGCUCUCACCGUCAAAAACUGGAGUUGUAACCCUACCACCAAAGCCGGUAAAAACAUCAUUUGAGGAGAGGAAUUAUCUCGUUUCUAAACUAAUGGUACGUCUAAUAAUACGUCUAAUAAUCA